Molecule: messenger RNA, 714 nt
Organism: Caenorhabditis remanei
Lineage: Eukaryota; Metazoa; Nematoda; Chromadorea; Rhabditida; Rhabditidae
Exons: 3
Coding region: 1-714 (237 amino acids)
Source: RefSeq, a predicted model, not a curated record
AUGUUAAACACCACGUGUCAAUACGAAGAACCAUUUUAUAUCCUUCCCCUCAAUUGGAUCUCUUCAUUCUUGUCUAUUCCUGUGUACGGUAUCGCAUUCAUCGUGUUGCUCAUGAAGUGUCCAAAACAUUUCGACGAAUAUCGGAAGUAUAUUGUGAUUCAUAUCAUUUCAGGACUUCUAUCGGAUUUCCAUAUUCGAGUAAUAUGGAAAGUGAGUGUAUUUCUACCGUGGCCAUCUCUGUGUUCCAAUGGAUUUGCAGUUGAAUAUGCUCUUAUCAUGUUUUAUAUCUUCGUCAUCCUUCUUUUCUUUACCGGAGCAACUGUUCUGAAUCUAUUCCUUCAGAGAAUGAGUGCAAUUACUAAACACGUGGAGAACGUAAACUUCCAAAAAUUUAUAUAUUUCCUAAGAUAUCUUUUUUACGCUUCGUCUGGUGUAGCGAUCAUUCUUGUGGUUUCCAUCUAUCCGGAGUUCAGGAAUCAGAAAGAAACCAAAACAAUAAUUGAGCAGAAAUUCGGAACUCUUCCCGGUUACAUGUGGUGUGACAAUUGUUUUUUCAUGCAGUUCGAGUCUCGUCUCUUCUCACUUUUCUUUAUUUUGGGAUACUUUAUAAUAAUAUGUGUUGUCACCGCCGCAUUGUUGGCUGCCUUCGAAACAUUGAGAGCUCUGAACUCCAAUAGUUUAAGUUUAUCUCCAAAGACAACAGCAAUCCAAUAA